AUGCGUCUCAGCCUUCUCCCCUUGGUUGCCUUUGUUGGCUGUGCUUUCGCAUCUGGAGAUACUAUCUCUACGGCCAUCGACAACAUCUCCAAUGCCACUCUAGCUCUGGACAAGUCCAUCACAAACUGGCCUCAGACCCUAGUCGGCAUACUCCCCAUCACCACAAAGUCAACACUGCUCCUCACAGCCAUUCACGACGGUACUCUUGCCGCUCGCGAUUCUGAGCAUCUAUCCGUCGACGAGACUCUUCAAGUUGCCAAGGCCACUUCUGAGUUGACAACCGACGUCACCCAAGUGAUUGAUACCAUUAUCGCCGCCAAGCCCAAGUUCGACAAACUGAUGGUCAGCCCUGUCAUUCUCCUCAACCUCAAGCUCCAGCGCGCUCUAAGUGCCGACUUCUCCGAAGCUAUCCUAGCAAAGGUCCCCAAGGACCUGCAAGGAAACGCAAAGGCGCUAGUGCAAGGGAUCGACGACAGUUUUGCAAAGGCAAUCAAAAAGUACAGCUCUCUACGGGGAUAA
This is a messenger RNA of Fusarium pseudograminearum CS3096, 519 nucleotides long. RefSeq lists its product as uncharacterized. The transcript has a single exon. Bases 1 to 519 code for a protein of 172 amino acids. NCBI's taxonomy places the organism in Eukaryota, Fungi, Ascomycota, Sordariomycetes, Hypocreales, Nectriaceae. The record is from RefSeq and is a predicted model, not a curated record. Gene Ontology annotation, cellular component: extracellular region.